Messenger RNA from Closterium sp. Yama58-4, 2961 nucleotides. The record is from the annotation of a GenBank genome assembly. NCBI's taxonomy places the organism in Eukaryota, Viridiplantae, Streptophyta, Zygnematophyceae, Desmidiales, Closteriaceae.
AUGAGCUGCGCCGAAGCUUCCGCGAUGGGCCGCCAGAAUGCCGCAUCGGAGGGUUCCUCUGCGUCGCGUCGCCAAAUGCCAUCACUGCCAGCCGUCACAGCAGCAGACGCGCCGCGGCGCAGCGAUUCCGUUCCGGUUAUCUCCGUGCACGAGCUCACGCGCCGCUUCGUCUUCACGGAUCUGCUAGGGGAGGGAAAGUUCGGCCGCGUCUGGCGCUGCUUGGACCGCCACGGCCCCACCAGCGAGCCGCUCGCGUGCAAGCAGAUCCUCACCACUCAUCUCACGGCGGAGCAACGGCUGGCGCUUCACCGCGAAAUCGCCGUCCUACGACGCCUGCAGGGCCACCCGAAUGUGCUGCGACUGCAUGCGAUUUGCGACGGUGACGGCGGCGCAUUGGAGGGGCUUGGUUUGGAAACAAAAUCGCGUGGUUCGGGUGCGUUUGGUUCGGGGUGGGACGAUGCAUCUGUCGCGAUUCGAGAACUCGUCGCGCGGCCCGGUGUGUAUCUCAUUACGGAGCUGUGUACUGGAGGCGACUUGUUUGACUUGAUUGACCAAUUUGAACACGGCGUGGACGAACUAACCGCGGCGGGAAUUUUCGUCCAAAUCGCACGCGCCGUGGAAUGGUGCCACCUUCACGAUAUAGUCCACAGAGAUAUCAAACCCGAGAACGUGCUUAUAACGGCGUCGCUUCCAGCGGGCGCUUGCACUGACGCGAAGGCUUCGUGCGCGGACAUUCCUGCGCCAGCGAUCCCGCGGCCCCAGGUCGCGAUUCCGCGCGCUUACUCCGCUGCGGAGAUUAGUCCGCGCGCCUGUCAUUCCGCCGCGCGGAAAUUCACUGGCGAGGGUACUGCAGCCGCUUCUCCGCAGGGCGAGGGGAAUGAUUGGGAAGAAUCCGAAGAGACGAUUUAUCCGAGCCUGUUUGCUGGGCCUGCCGAGCCUGAGGUUCGGCUCGCGGAUUUCGGCAUGGCGUGUGAGGUGCCUCCAGGCUCGGCAAUCAUAGGCCUGGCUGGAAGUGAACCGUACGAGGCUCCUGAGAUGGUGGAAAUGAGAAAGUACGAUCACCAGGCAGAUGUGUGGUCCCUGGGGGUUCUCCUGCACACCCUCCUCUCUGCCACGUGGCCAGAAUUCCCGGAUGGAAAGCGAGAGCUGGUGCAGGAGGAUUUGACGUUGCAUCCGUGGCCGUCGAUCUCGGAGGAUGCAAAGGAUCUGAUCCGUCAGAUGCUGGUGGUGGAUCCGAAUGAACGGCUGGAUAUUCACUGUGUGCUGCAGCACCCGUGGGUGGUGAAAUGGAUGCGGCGGAGGCAAAGAGGGCGGGCGCAGAGGGGCAAUCAGGGUCUAGAACCACUCGAGCUGCAGCGUGAAGGCCAUCGGCCGACGGAUUUCCCGCGCGUCAUAAGCUGGGCUGCGAAGUUCCCGCGGGACCGGUAUUCCCUAGGUGACGUCAUCGCCAAUGGAUCCAGCGGCGCCGUCUUAGAAUGCACAGACAAGGAGACGGGCCAAGGGCUGGCCUGCAAAGUGAUGCUCAAGAACGCGCUGCGAACAGAAGCCGACAAAAACGGCCUGCGGCGCCGGCUGGAGAUCAUGAAGCAGGCCGGCGCGCACCUGAACGUGGUGUCGCUCGUCGGCGUGUUUGAGGACACGUGUGCAAUCUACGUGGUCAUGGAGCGCUGCUUAGGUGGCGACUUGCUUGAGUACAUCAGCAAAAUGGGCGCGAUUCCCGAGCCGCAGGCGGCUAUUAUGUUUCGGCAGCUCGCAUCGGCUGUCGCCUUCUGUCACGACUAUGGGAUCCUGCAUCGCAACUUAAAGCCUGAGAACGUGUUUCUGACGUACGGGACGGCGGACGACCUAAACUACGCGUCGCCCGCGCUCUCCUCCUGUAGCUCCUUCUCCUCCUCCUCCUCGUUCUCCAUCUUCUCCCCGUCACUCUCCGCCUUCUCCACCCCGCAAAGCUCCCCCGCGCGGCAUGCAAGCGCUUCCGCUUCCCCCUCCCCCUCGUUCAAUCCCCCUUCCCCCGCUCCUUUCAGCAGAAGCACCGCCGCUUUCCCGGCCCCAUCCAGCUCGCCCUCCCUCGGUGGCUCUUCCCCCAGCCCUCCCCUCCCUUCCCCCUCGCCGUCCGCAGCACCUUCCGCCUCGCGCAUACAGAGUCCAGAUUCGGAAACGCUUUCUGAAUCAAGCUCCGCGCUCCCCGAUUCUUCCGCCUCUCCCUCCGCUGCGUCCACCUCCGCCUCCGCCUCCUCCGCCGCCGCCGCUGCCGCCGCCGAAACAGCAGAAGCGGUAGCUGCAGACGACGUUCCCGACGCAGCCCUCCCUUCGUCAACCCCAGCCUUUUUCGCGUUCAAUUUUCAGGGCCCCUUCGUGCGACUGAACGACUUCACUCUGGCGACGCGCCGUCGCAGAGGGUCGUACGUGAGCGGCGCGGUUGGAAGCCUGCCGUACAAAUCGCCAGAGAUGAUAAUGAAGGGUCGGUCCAACGAGAAGGCGGACAUUUGGAGCCUAGGUAUUAUUCUCUAUUCCAUGCUCUCAGCUCGGUGGCCCUUUUAUUCGCCAAAGAAGGCGGUUCUCGAGCGGAAGAUCCUGAAUGGUCACGUUGACUUCUCCGGUGAUCCCUGGCCGUCGAUCUCAGACGACGCAAAGGAUCUCGUCCGUCGAAUGCUGGCUGUGAAUCUUAAUGAGCGGCCGUCUGCAACGGAGCUUCUAAAGCAUCCAUGGGUGCUGAAGUUUCUUGUAGCGGAAUCCCAGGGGAGUUCAGGCGCUGCUGCUUGCGCGGCAGGCACAGGCGUUGGGGGAAGCGGGGGGGUGGCGGUGGCGCAGCAAGUGAAGAACGGAAAGUUAUCCGGAAGGGAGGUUACUGAGGAGGGGUGGCACUGUAACGAUAGGAUGGGUGUAUGCGAUCUACACUUACAGGUGGCGAACAAUUGCUGGAUUAUGCUCUCCAAGAUGAUGCCGAAGAUGACCUGGUGA